Molecule: messenger RNA, 1700 nt
Organism: Spodoptera litura
Lineage: Eukaryota; Metazoa; Arthropoda; Insecta; Lepidoptera; Noctuidae
Product: bile salt-activated lipase-like
Source: RefSeq, a predicted model, not a curated record
ACAGUUAUGUUACAAGCCUUAGACAUGUGGACAGUAGGGCUACCGGUGUUAUUAUGUGGUCUGGUCCAAGGAUUAUAUCGAGUAGACCCUCUCGUGUCUACCAACAAGGGCCUUAUUCGAGGUCUUCGCUCUAAUGAGGGAUACGCCCAGUUUCUGGGUGUUCCUUAUGCGGUGGUGGAUAAAAACAAUCCUUUUGGGCCAUCAGUUCAACAUCCAGGUUUCGAUGACAUCUUUGAAGCAUAUGAGUCAAAUGUAUGUCCUCAAGUAUCCAGUGAUGUAGCAAUUGGAACCAUCGAUUGCCUCACCAUGAACAUCUAUGUGCCAAGUGCAGCUACCACUCAAAACCGCUUACCAGUAAUGAUAUGGAUACACGGAGGAGCUUUCAUCACUGGUAGUGCUCAAACUGAAGGAAACCCUAACUUUUUGUUGAAGAAUGACGUCAUUGUAGUAGCAAUAAAUUACAGACUGGGUGCCUACGGUUUCAUGUGUUUGGACAUCCCUGAAGUACCAGGAAAUCAAGGACUAAAAGAUCAAGUGCUAGCUCUGAGGUGGAUCAAUGAGAACAUUGAAGCAUUUGGAGGCGACGAUUCACAAAUAACCGUAUUUGGUGAAAGUGCCGGUGGAAUGUCUGUAAACCUUCAUUUACUGUCUUCAUAUGAGCGAUUGUUCCACAAAGCUAUAAUCCAAAGUGGACCUGCUUCAAGUCCAUGGUUGAUUAUGGAACCGGAUAAAACAAUACCAAUUAAAUUGGCUAAUUCCUUAGAUUUUGAAACUGAAGAUAUACUUGAAGCUUUAGAGUAUCUUGCAUCUGUAGAUGUUCAUACACUGGUUAAAGUUGCUCAUGAUUUGAAAAUAAGUGAUUCUACUGCAACUAAAAGCCCUGGUACCCUGCCAUGUAUAGAGAAGGAAAUUGAUGGCGUAGAGUCUUUUAUAACUGAUCAUCCAAUGAACAUAAAUACCCCUAAAGUCCGCAACACUCCUGUGAUUAUUGGUCACACAAACAACGAAUAUGGAUUACAAUAUAGAUUAGCUGAUUCAGAUUUUUUCGCAAACUAUGACUUUGGCUUGCUAUCAAACGCUUUUGAUUUGGGAGACAAUUGGGAGGAUGCUGUAAAUGACGUAAGACACUUUUAUAUUGGGGAUGAGGCAGCCAAUAAAAAUGUAUCUGAUAAAAUUACAGAUUUCGCGUCAGAUUUUGUAUUUAACCAUCCUACGCAAAGAAUGGCUGAAAGGAUUUUAGACAUUGGUGGUAGAACAGUGUAUCGAUACGUUUUCUCAUACAGUGGUAACAGAAAUCUACUAAAGGUGCUGUUUAACGUGAAUGCUACAGGAGCUAUCCAUGCUGAUGAGCUGGGAUAUUUAUUAGAUAAUGUUGAAUUGUUUGGAGAACAAGUAACACCACAAGACCAGCUUAUGAUUGACAGGCUUACGACGCUUUGGACUAACUUUGCUAAGUAUGGGGAUCCAACACCAGCAACGUCGGACCUACUUCCAGUAAAGUGGCAACCUAUCACGAAGACCAGCCAGCCUUAUUUGAACCUCGACUCAGACCUUACUCUUCGAGCCAGGCCGUUCCACGACAGGAUGGCGUUCUGGGACCUUUUCUACAAACUCUACAGAAAUCAACAACAAUAUGGACUUUCUGGAAAAUAAGGAACAUUAUUGAUUUUAAAUAACGGUGUAGGUCUGUAGGGAGUAUU